UUUGCAGUGUAAAUUUUCAGUGAGUUCUCAGUACAGCACAGAAGAGAGUAUGGCAGAAGAAACGAAUAUUGAAAAUUUGUUAACUAGGGAAGAUAGAUAUUAUUGUCACAAAUGUCAAUCAGAAGUUCGAAACCUUUUACCUGGCUUCCAGUGUCCAUCAUGCCAGUAUGGCUUUGUAGAGCUGAUGGAACAGCCGGAAGCCAAUGAUGAAAGUGAUUCAUCAUUCUCCGAUGUUGAUGACUUUCACCCGGUUGAAAUGUUGAGCUCAAUUCUAUCUUCGGAAUUGGCGGGCACGGGUGGAGGGCGUAGAGGAGCUCGGAGGAACAGAGACAGAUUGGAGCCGGUGGAAAACAUUCUACAAGAUCUGCUGUGAAUUUGGCCGGACUUGGAUGGGCUG
Nilaparvata lugens (brown planthopper) is the source of this 397-nucleotide messenger RNA. Its product is annotated as E3 ubiquitin-protein ligase RNF126-like. The record is from RefSeq and is a predicted model, not a curated record. The transcript has 4 exons. Lineage: Eukaryota; Metazoa; Arthropoda; Insecta; Hemiptera; Delphacidae. The coding region runs from base 50 to 373 and encodes 107 amino acids.